This is a messenger RNA of Glycine soja, 1766 nucleotides long. Its product is annotated as protein NETWORKED 3A-like. Gene Ontology annotation, molecular function: actin binding. Gene Ontology annotation, cellular component: vacuolar membrane. The transcript is spliced from 2 exons. The record is from RefSeq and is a predicted model, not a curated record. NCBI's taxonomy places the organism in Eukaryota, Viridiplantae, Streptophyta, Magnoliopsida, Fabales, Fabaceae. Bases 720 to 1502 code for a protein of 260 amino acids.
GAACUUCAAUUCAAUGUCAUGAAACCCUAAUUGGCUUCGCUGUUAAUUGCAAUUCGCAAUCUUUGCGAGUUGCGAGACUGAGAAUUCAGAAAUUUCUCUUUUGUUUUGCAUUUUUCAUGGCAAACGUUGUAUUUUGUUGCAAAUGAAUUGGAUUAUGAAAUCUAGAAAGGAUGGAUGGGAUUUUGCUUUGUUUUAAAUAAAAGAAGAGUGAAUCGAAUUUUGAGGAGUAGCUGGUGAUGAAUGAAUUAUUGGCAUGAGCUGCGACAACGUUUCUGCGCACCGUGUAUUGUUACACGGGUUGUUGUUGCGAUGAAUAAUGUGCCAAAAUGCUAAUCUGAGGCUCUCUCUCUCUUUUCAUUUUAGGUUUUUGUUCUCUCUUUUAUCGUUUCACAAGCUCUUCUUACGAUUUUCUUUCUUUCCCCAAAUUAUUGAUUCGGAUUGCAGACUCGUGGCUCUGCAUUUCCUAGGAUCCAUUUCAUUCUAAAUGAAUCGCGAAUGAAUUUUUGAAACUCUGAAUUGAAAAUAUUUAUUAGUGAAAAAAAUGUUAUUUCUUGGAAAAAAAAAUUUAAAAAAUAGCAUAGCUCUUUUUCAAAUUCCCCCCUUUCAAUUAAGAGCCCGUCACUAACUCACUGGCAAAAAAAAGGGGGGCCAAUAUCAAGGGUGUUUAGCCAAACAAACUGCUCAUAAUUCAAAAGGAGCUAAAUGAGAAGACAAGGGCAAUGUUAAAGUUAAUUGAAGAAGAUGCAGAUUCCUUUGCUAAACGUGCAGAGAUGUAUUACAAGAAGCGACCAGAACUUGUGAGCAUGGUUGAGGAUUUCUACAGGGCACACCGCUCCCUAGCUGAGCGCUAUGAUCAAGUCAAGCCUGAUACUACUGGAAUUGGACACCUCAUUACUGGGGGGUCACCUUUCGCUUCAGCAAAGUAUCAGUUGGAGAAGUUGAUGACUUUUUCAGAUAACGGAUAUGAUACCUAUUCUGAGCAUUGUGAUGUGUACGAGUCUGAGGAAUCUGAAGUUGAUGAUCCUGAGCAGGAGGAGGAAGAAGAAGAGGGGACCAAGUUUCUGCAUAAAAGCACAAAAAAGGAGCAAGUUUUGUUUGUGGUUGCGGGUGAUGUUGAAGUGAUGAAGCUGAGGGAUGAAAUUAAGAGACUCAAUGAAGAGAACAAGGCUCAAAGGGAUCAAAUCAAGCAGAAGGAUACCAUUUGUGAUGAAGUAAUGAUGUUGAGGGAAGAAAUAGAAAGGCUUAGAGAUGAGAAUGAGGCACAAAAGGAACGACUCAAGCAGAAGGAUGAAGAGAAGAUCGAGGUGAUAAGACAGCUGAGUUUAGCAAUAGAUGUGCUGAAGCAGGAGAAUGCAAAGAUGAGAAACUACAUUGCUAAGGAAUCCACCAAGAAAUGGAAGAACCCAUUUGAGAUCAACAAACUUGUGGAAGCAUUUUCGGUGAAGUUGUUCAGUGGCACUCCAAAGAAUCAGCCCGGUGUUGAGCUCUCUAGAUGUGGUUAACAAAGUUAGCAGAUUGAGUAAUUAUACACAACAAUAUUUAUAAAGAUGUCUAUAUUUAUGUUAGGAACUUAUGACCCAAAAAGCCUAGGCUUAAAAUCUUUUAUUUUAUAUAUUAUAUGUUCCUUGGUUUUGAAUCCUAGUGUGAGUACUUGUCAUAUUCAUUAUAUUCUUUUGAAUGUCCUUUCUUUAGCGAGUUGUAUUACAACCAAUUGUUACAAAUUUGCAUUUGUAUUCCUUAUAAUAUACGUUGUCCAUUCCAAUUCC